CGAAGCCCACACUUCGGAGUGGUGUCAGAGAACAUGAGCUCAGGGAGGCUUUGAUCUCACUGCCCCAUGGGCUUAGGCCAUUAGGGGGUUCCAUUCAGAGCCGAUACAUCAGCAUGAGCGUGUGGACAGACCCACGGAGACUUGUGGAGCUGGCAGGGCAGAGCCUGCUGAAGGAUGAGGCCCUGGCCAUCGCCGCCCUGGAGUUGCUGCCCAGGGAGCUCUUCCCGCCACUCUUCAUGGCAGCCUUUGACGGGAGACACAGCCAGACCCUGAAGGCAAUGGUGCAGACCUGGCCCUUCACCUGCCUCCCUCUGGGAGUGUUGAUGAAGGGACAACAGCUUCACCUGGAGACCUUCAAAGCUGUGCUUGAUGGACUUGAUGUGCUCCUUGCCCAGGAGGUUCGCCCCAGGAGGGGGAAACUUCAAGUGCUGGAUUUACGGAAGAACUCUCAUCAGGACUUCUGGACUGUAUGGUCUGGAAACAGGGCCAGUCUGUACUCAUUUCCAGAGCCAGAAGCAGCUCAGCUCAUGACAAAGAAGCGAAAAGUAGAUGGUUUGAGCACAGAGGCAGAGCAGCCCUUCAUUCCAAUAGAGGUGCUCGUAGACCUGUCCCUCAAGGAAGGUGCCUGUGAUGAACUGUUCUCCUACCUCAUUGAGAAAGUGAAGCGAAAGAAAAAUGUACUACAUCUGUGCUGUAAGAAGCUGAAGAUUUUUGCAAUGCCCUUGCAGAAUAUCAAGAUGAUCCUGAAAAUGGUGCAGCUGGACUCUAUUGAAGAUUUGGAAGUGACUUGUACCUGGAAGCUACCCACCUUGGCAAAAUUUUCUCAUUACCUGGGCCAGAUGAUUAAUCUGCGUAGACUCAUCCUCUCCCACAUCCAUGUGUCUUCCUACAUUUCCCCGGAGAAGGAAGAGCAGUAUAUCGCCCAGUUCACCUCUCAGUUCCUCAGCCUGCAGUGCCUGCAGGCUCUCUAUGUGGACUCUUUAUUUUUCCUUAGAGGCCGCCUGGAUCAGUUGCUCAGGCACGUGAUGAACCCCUUGGAAACCCUCUCAAUAACAAACUGCCGGCUUUUGGAAGGGGAUGUGAUGCAUCUGUCCCAGAGCCCCAGCGUCAGUCAGCUAAGUGUCCUGAGUCUAAGUGGGGUCACACUGACCGAUAUAAGUCCCGAGCCCCUCCAAGCUCUGCUGGAGAGAGCCUCUGCCACCCUCCAGGACCUGGACUUUGAUGAGUGUGGGAUCAUAGAUGAUCAGCUCCUUGUCCUCCUGCCUUCCCUGAGCCACUGCUCCCAGCUUACGACCUUAAGCUUCUGCGGGAAUCCCAUCUCCCUAUCUGCCCUGCAGAGUCUCCUGCAGCACCUCAUCGGGCUGAGCAAUCUGACCCACGUGCUGUAUCCUGUACCCCUGGAGAGUUACGAGGAUGUCCAUGGUACCCUCCACCUGGGGAGACUUGCCUAUCUGCAUGCCAGGCUCAGGGAGUUGCUGUGCGAGUUGGGGCGGCCCAGCAUGGUCUGGCUUAGUGCCAACCCCUGUCCUCACUGUGGGGACAGAACCUUGUAUGACCCAGAGCCCAUCCUGUGCCCCUGUUUCAUGCCUAACUAGCUGGGUGCACAUAUCAAAUGCUUCAUUCUGCAUACUUGGACACUGAAGCCAGGAUGUGCAUGCAUCUUGAAGCAACAAAGCAGCCACAGUUUCAGACAAAUGUUCAGUGUGAGUGAGGAAAA
Molecule: messenger RNA, 1717 nt
Organism: Nomascus leucogenys (northern white-cheeked gibbon)
Lineage: Eukaryota; Metazoa; Chordata; Mammalia; Primates; Hylobatidae
Gene: PRAME
Product: PRAME nuclear receptor transcriptional regulator
Biological process (GO): negative regulation of DNA-templated transcription; negative regulation of cell differentiation; positive regulation of cell population proliferation
Cellular component (GO): cytoplasm
Molecular function (GO): nuclear retinoic acid receptor binding
Source: RefSeq, a predicted model, not a curated record